UUCAAUCUGUCCGGAGCGCGAGCGAGCAGCGUCACACCACGUUGAAGAGACUACAGAGAGUGGCUCGCGCGCGGCAUGGACGAGGAGAUGCUGUCUGCGGACGAGGGACUCGGCGUGUGCGCGCGGCAACGGAGCCCGUACAGCGCCCUCAGAACGCUCGCGAGCAAGCGCGCGAUUGUAAGGGCGAGGCGAGACAGACCAACCAUGGUGGACAUCCCGCAGGCGGGGGACGGCGCAGGGCGCGCGCAACAGCAGCAGCAGCAGCUCGCGACCGGCCCGCCGUACACGCACCAGCAGCACCAACUGCAGCUGCAGCGCCUCCCCUGCGACGCGAGCGCGAGGCCCAGCAGCGUCGGCGGAGCACCGGGAAGCUCCGUGCCACCCCCACUCUUCUGCGGCCGCAGGAGGGUCACACAGCCCGCGGGCCGCGCGGAGAUCAGCCACGAAGCUCCAGACUGCAGCUACGGCAUCAGCCCCGAAAACCGGCUGAUCCUGGACGCGUUUGCGCAGCAGUGCAGUCGUGUUUUGAGCCUGCUGAACGGUAAUGGAAGACUUUUGGCUCCCCCGCCAGCCCUCAGCCCACCAUCCUCCUCUAUUUCCACUGUCAUCAAGCAGGAGGUUGGCUGCCAGUCUGAGAGUGAGCCGCUGGAGUCCAAGCCCAGGCCAGAAGAUCUGGACGUGUCAGUGGCCCAAGAAUCGUCCCAGAGAGGUGGGGAGCAGUUUAACCAGCAUCAGACCUCCUCCCUCCUGCAGGUCUUCACAGAGUCCCUGCAGAACUACCUGCUGGCUGGAGCUCAGGCAACACAGGGAGAGUCCCGCCUCCAGCCUGACCGCCAGCCUUCUGCCUCUGGGUCACCCCCACACAACCUGGGCGGCUGGAGCUCGCCAGCACCCUCAGAAUCAUACGGACACCCUUCCUCCACGUUGCCCGAGGAUGAUGAGGAAGAGGAAGGUUGCUGUCCACGCUGCAUGGAGCUGGAGCAGGAGGUCCUGAGCCUGCAACAAGAAAACGAGGAGCUCCGGCACAAACUGGAGAGUUUCCCAGCACCAUGUCAGACAGUGUUGGACUACUUUAAGACGGUCCUGCAGCACUACAACCAGUUCGCACCACCUCCCGUUCAAGAGGAGCAGCUUACGGAGGUUAGCGAUCCAGACACUGGGCCAGAUGGCAGUAAGCAGCUGUUGGGGAACUACCCCCUAUUCAUCUCCAACAAACAGUGGGACGAGGCAGUGAAUUCGUCGAAGAAGGACGGUCGGCGGCUGCUACGUUACCUCAUCCGCUUCGUCUUCACCACAGACGAGCUGAAGUUCUCGUGCGGUUUGGGGAAAAGGAAGCGUUCCAUCAUGAACGAUGCUGGGCCAGAGAGACGGCCUCUCAACCCCAUCAAAGUCACCUGCCUGAGAGAGUUCAUCCGGAUGCACUGUGCGUCAAACCCGGACUGGUGGAUGCCGUCUGAGGAGCAGAUAAAUAAGGUGUUCAGUGAUGCAGUGGGUCACGCGCGUCAGGGCCGGGCCGUUGGAACCUUCAUGCCCUGCGGAGGAGGCAGUGGGAGUGGAAGCAGUAGCAGCGGCAGCAGUCUGUACAUGGAGGGCUAUGAUGGACAGCUGUCGCAGGACGAGCUCUACCUCAAGGGUUCACAGAACGGCCUGGGGGACUAAAGCUCGCUGAGGAGGACUUCAACCAGCAGGCUGUUCUGCAGAGCACACACUGCAUAGUUGGACUGUUGUAGCUACAUGGCCUAAAGGUUCCAUCACUGGUUCUGUCACUGAUUGUUGAAUCCAUGAUGUUACCACGGCCUGGAAUGAUCACAAAGCUGCAUUUCUCAGUAAGCUGGAUUACAGUUAAUCGGCCAUAAAUUAAAAUGACACCGUUUUCCGCUGACCCCAAAUCUAGUUGAUCAGUUUGGUAUUUGAAGAUUGAAUCUUUAGUUUUGCACCGGAGCUAUGAUGCAAACUAAGCUAACAAGUAAUGACCACCAGAUUAGCAUUGUGUAAAUUGCAUGCCUACAUCAUCACACUCUCAGCCUCAAACUAUGUUGAGACAAACAGACUUGCAUGUGUGGUUUUUGACAGGGUAUCACAUUCUGUUCUAUCUAUCUAAAUCUAUCUGUACAAAAGUACAGACAGAAUUUAGGCUUUGAGAUGCCUGCUACUGCUGCUUUUGAGCUAUAUGACAGGCUUUUGUCCAUUGUAUAGAUAAUACUGUGUCAUACAGUACUGUGCAAAAUCAGGGACUUUUCAUUUAUUGAAUUUCCAGUCAAAACGGCCAUUAAGCUAUAAAUUUUUCAGUGUCAGAAAAAAAGAAAAAACAUAUUUAACAGAAAAUUACCUCAGAAAAAGCCUCAACAUCUAAAUAUAAUAGUUUUUCUGUAUGUAGUGUGUCCAGUUUUUGCCUUUAGUAAUUCUAGGUUUUCAAAGAAAUCUGCAGGGAUCUUUUUUAGUCUUAGAAGUUGCUUGUAUUUUCUGCUUCUCACAAGCAGCAUUUAGACUCAGAAUUAAGAUGAAUUUAGACUCAUGAGUCCAUAUAACUCUACCAGGUCUUGCACACUUGUUAGAGUCGCAUUUUCUCCUUCUUUUAAUCAUUUUUUUGAAGUUCACUUUUGGAAACUUGUCUUUUUUUACUUGAUUUCAUUUGACUUUCCUUAUGCAAAUGGAUUUUCUUAUAUCUAAUAUCUUCAUGAAUAUCUUUAGAUGCACAGGGGAAACAAACUUGCAAGGCAGCUAAUAUGUGUGUUUGGGUAGUUGUGUGUGUGACAAUUGAGUAGACAAAUUAAGUGCUGAUAGAUUUUGAUAUUAGGCUUAAUGUUGGAGGCUGUUGUGUAAAAUUCUGUUUAAAAAAGCUGGAAACCUUUUUCUGACGUUGGAAAAUGAAUAACUAAAUUGCUGUUUUGCCUGGAAAUUAAAUAAACCAAAGGGUGCUCAGUCUUUUGCACAGUACUGUUUAUCAGCCGCAUAUUUCCAGUACAAUACUAAAGAAUUAAGCGGACACUGGACACAUCUUGACAUGUCAGUUACAACAAUUAAAACUGUUAACGUUACAUUUUGGCUGAACCGUCUUUUCAAGUCAAAAGUGAAAACGGCCUGACAGGAAUGUCUUCGACUUCAUCUCCUAUUGGACAGGCUGGACUUUUGCUAGAAAUUAUCUGGUUAACUGAGAAAUCCUGCUUGGUGAAAUGCCCCCUGAUGAGACAAAUAAGCAAGCAGACAAACAAAAAUAAUCAUAUGCUUUCCAGACACCUCCUCCCCCACACCCUGCGUCAAUCUCCCACCAUCAGUCCAGCAGUAGCCUUUUUUACCAAUAUAUACUCUACAGUCUGCAGUGUUAGCUCAGUUAUUCUUACUUGCUUGCUGUACUAUUGUAGCAUUGUACAUACUGUUAAAGCCAAGAGUUUUCUCAUGCAGAUCAUCGCUGAGGGAAGCGUGGUAUUGAGAGCAUGUGGUGAAAUAUGACAGGGAGAAAUACAUAAAACGUCAAAUCACAACAUUCAUAUCUCUUACUACAUAAAUUGGGCAUAAUAUGAUAAAAUAUAUUUUAGUUAAGAAUGUGAUAGAGAAAUAAAUAUGAAUGUAUUAAUUGUAAUGAUGUUCAUUGUAAAUAGGGAAGCGAGCUUCCUAGUGUCAGAGUCUAUGUGUGCAUAAGCAUAACAUAUUAACAAGGUGCUAUUAUAAUGAUUCAUAAUAGACAAUGAAUAACAUAUCAGUGAAAUUAUUCAUAGACGGAAAGUCAAGGUGCCAUCUUUUGUUCUGUUGUCAGAUGUUGAAUGUUGUGGUAAAAUCAGUUUCAUGGUCAAUAUUUGAUGGAAUCUGUCCAUGUUUGUGAAUAUGGAAGUGAGGCUAGAAUGUUGAUGUGCAUAGAUGGCUAGGUAAGCUCUAAUUUAAGCCUUAGGGGAAGAUCCAUAAUAAUGAUUAUGCUGGUUCUUACAUGUUAUACAGAUAUUUAAUGGAGAGAAAGGAAACUGGCUCAAUCUGCUGGUGAACUGCAAAGAUCUGUAUUCUAAACAUACGAUGUGGACUUAUUUGGGGGUGAGUGUACAAAGGCCAUUCAUGCAUAAGGACAAUUUUGAGAUGCCUUAAACAGAGACAACGUCCACCACUCAGUACUUCAAAUACUGCCAAUUUCUGACUGUUGCCAGUCUGCUGGGACUUUACCACUGCUGAAGCUUCUGGCUGACCUUAUUGUUUUGUUUUGUUUUGUUUUUGUUUUUUAAAUAGAGCUAGCCAGAAUAAUUGGGUACAAAAUGAGCUAUAUCCUCGUUCUGAGGCCUUAGCCAAGAAGGACUGUCUAAGCCUGUGUUGCUGUGUUCUGUAGCCAACUUUGUUGUGGUUGUGUAUAUCCGUGGUAGCUUGGUUAGUUACCCUGUUAUAGGAAUUCUGUGGGCACUGUGAAACCAUAAAUUGUUGUUUGUCCUUAAUGUCAAUAGAAUAUUCCUUCAUGA
Colossoma macropomum (tambaqui) is the source of this 4436-nucleotide messenger RNA. RefSeq names its product BEN domain-containing protein 4. The transcript has 6 exons. The record is from RefSeq and is a predicted model, not a curated record. Gene Ontology annotation, molecular function: DNA binding. The coding region runs from base 76 to 1659 and encodes 527 amino acids. NCBI's taxonomy places the organism in Eukaryota, Metazoa, Chordata, Actinopteri, Characiformes, Serrasalmidae.